UCUCACUAGUCCAAGCUAGUAAAUGUUACUGAAUGGAUUUCAGUGUUGUAGCCAUUCUACAGUAAGUACAAGAAGAGCCUUUGUGAAAAACUGCAAGGAGAAAAAAAGGUAGUAGAAAUCCAUCUGUGACUGUUCGUCAGACCAGAGCACCUGCACCAAUGAUAGACAGGCUUUCCUCGAGAAACAAAUAAUGACAACAAACACUGCUGUUCAGAGGAGCCAGAAUCUCCCCAAAAGACGCCUAGAAAGUAUAGGGGAGUGUCCUGCAAAACGAAAAUCUAGCUGGGGUAUUCUGACCAGCCAAGGUUCUUGGGCAGAUCGCUCACCUCUGCAUGAGGCAGCCAGUCAAGGACGUCUUCUUUCUCUAAAGACUUUAUUGUCACAGGGUUACAAUGUAGACACACUAACUAUUGACCAAGUAACUCCACUUCAUGAAGCCUGCCUGGGAGAUCAUGUAGGAUGUGCAAGGAUCCUUCUUGAAGCAGGAGCAAAUGUAAAUGCUACAACAAUUGAUGGAGUGACACCCUUAUUUAACGCGUGUUCGAGAGGCAGCGCAGCAUGUGCUGAGCUCCUGUUAGAGUAUGGUGCCAAAGCUCAGUGGGAGUCCUGUCUUCCAUCACCAACUCACGAAGCAGCCAGCAGAGGACACAGUGAAUGUCUGGAGGUACUGAUAUCCUGGGGUAUAGAUGUUGACCAAGACCUUCCUCAUUUAGGAACACCUCUAUAUGUAGCAUGUGUGUCACAGCAGAUCCAUUGUAUUCGAAAGCUUCUUUAUGCAGGUGCCAAUGUGCAGAAGGGAAAGCAUUUGGAAACUCCACUGCAUGCUGCUGCCCAGCAUUCAAGUACAGAGAUUGUAAACUUACUCCUUGAAUUUGGGGCAGACAUAAAUGCCAAAAACACAGAUUUUGAGAGGCCUGUUGAUUUAGCUGCUCCUCGCAGUUUAGUAGAGAGGCUGCUGCUCCUCCACGAAGCCACACCAUCUUCUCUUUGUCAGCUUUGUCGACUACGUAUCCGAAAUUACAUAGGAAGAGCUAGACUGCAUCUUGUCCCACAACUCCAAUUGCCAACAAUACUGAAGAAUUUCUUACAGUAUAGAUAACAUAAUAAUUAACCUUUAGAAAGCUGAAUAACAAGUCUUCUGUUUAUUGUAAAUUUUACCUAAAGAACUGCUGGGCGGAAAAUAAAGCCUUUUGCAUAUUACUUUAAAAAGACACAAAUCUUUGACACCUGGUGUUGGCAUGUAAUCACAAUUGGGAGCCAUUCAGCAACUGGUACCAAGGUGCUAACAAGGCUGAAUUGAAUAAGUGUGCUGAUACUCUGGGAAAUGAUUGUAUAGGUUUAGCUUAACACUUACUAAUUAGCUUUAGUGCUGUUAAUUUUAUUUGUAUUUAUACUUUAAAAUCUGUUUGGCACAUGGGAACUGCAGCGUUUCUUCAUUUAUAUUUGUUAACUUUGUCCAUUUGGAGUCAUUAUUUUAUGUGUUUUUAAAUAUCUGUUGUUUGUGUACUGGAAAAUACUUGGUGGUAGGUGCACUACAAACAUUGAUUAAAAAAAAAUAAAUAAAUGAAUAAAUAGC
Molecule: messenger RNA, 1576 nt
Organism: Lagopus leucura (white-tailed ptarmigan)
Lineage: Eukaryota; Metazoa; Chordata; Aves; Galliformes; Phasianidae
Gene: ASB5
Product: ankyrin repeat and SOCS box containing 5
Exons: 7
Coding region: 191-1099 (302 amino acids)
Biological process (GO): positive regulation of protein catabolic process; intracellular signal transduction; protein ubiquitination
Molecular function (GO): protein binding
Source: RefSeq, a predicted model, not a curated record